Oppiella nova is the source of this 384-nucleotide messenger RNA. The record is from the annotation of a GenBank genome assembly. Lineage: Eukaryota; Metazoa; Arthropoda; Arachnida; Sarcoptiformes; Oppiidae.
AUGGGUGACGGCAUACAAGCAGUCGUCGACUAUCAUCGCAAUGGACUCGUCGUACGUCGGGAAUUGACGUCAAUUUGGGAGACAAUCGGUUCACCAGUUUUUCAGCAGUUGUUUGAACACUUGGCCCGAAAGGGACGCCUAAUCAAUAUCGGCGCCACUUCUGGCUAUACUAGUGUCGGAUACGCGACCAUCAAAAUCGAUGACUUUAUUGUCAAGCUCCAUUACAGCGCCCGCACUGUCAUAGGAUUCCUGACCUUUGAUUAUAAACACAAAUUCGAGGAAUACUCGAAACAAUUGUCUGAAUAUUAUGUGAAAAAUAAACUCAAAAUUAAAGUCGAUUUCGGGGUUAAUGUGGGCGAAGGUCUCGAAGCCGUUUCCAAUGGC